GUAUUAAAAUUUGUACGUUCCUGUACGUAUUUUCGUAUAUGUGUUCGUUCGUUACUCCGAGAAAAUAUCUUUACGAGUAAUAUACUUUUGUAUAUCAGAAGGAUCGUGCCACUGGACGAAGUCAUUUAUUUUGGUUUAGAAAUUAGUAUAUGUGUUAGUGAUAUAGCCAAUUCGUGAUGGCAGACGAAUUGUAGCGGUGCUUUUUCACCGUUCGACUUGAUAAAAUUUUUCAAGUACUUGUUUAUCGGAGAUCAAGAACUAAAAGAAAAAAAUGACCCGAGGAAAUCAACGUGAACUAGCAAGAGCUAAGAAUAUGAAGAAAACUGUUAAAAAAGCUGCCGCUGAGCAGGAAAGCAAUAAAGGUCUUUCAUUAGAACAACGAAAGGCACGAGAUGCGGAACGAAUGAGAGAAAAACAACUGAAAAAGCAACAAGAGCAACAAGAGAAGACUAAGGAAGCUGCAAGAUAACUUUUUAAAAACUAUCUGUAAAUUUUUACUAACGACGGAAUCAAACUUUGCAAGUAUGUUUUUAAAAUUGACGAUCAUAAUGCAUCAAAGUUACAUCCAUUGCGAGCACAUAAAGAGUACACAAUGUCUUUGAUCUUAGAGAAUUUCUUCAUUAUUCUCUGUAUGUAACAUUAUGAUGUAUAACUGGACUUAGCUCUGCGUGAUGUUAUUUACAUAUUAUUCGUAAUAAUAGUCAAUAUGUAUAAAACUAUUGUUACUUAUAUCUUGAUGGUCAAAGAAAAUCUAUUUGACCGUAGUAGACUUUAAGGAUAUUAAUUAAAUGAUAUGAUACUUGUAGUAAUAAUUUUGUGUAAAUUUAAACUUCAGUUAUUUAAUAUGUUGUGUAAUUAAGUGAAAGCACAGAACGAUAAAGAGAAAGGAUAUGUAUGUUUGUCAUUUCCUUAUAAUAAAUUAUGCAAAUUUAUUAAUAUUCGAAA
Messenger RNA from Vespa crabro (European hornet), 945 nucleotides. RefSeq names its product putative SERF-like protein. NCBI's taxonomy places the organism in Eukaryota, Metazoa, Arthropoda, Insecta, Hymenoptera, Vespidae. The coding region runs from base 272 to 469 and encodes 65 amino acids. The record is from RefSeq and is a predicted model, not a curated record. The transcript has 3 exons.